CUAUGUGUAUAACUGGUUGCGCACCUUUAGUUUUAUGUACUACUAAGUACAUAAUUAAUUCCUUUAUGUAUAUUUUUAAUUCUAAAGCAAUUAGAAGGGGAUAAUAUUUAUUUUUCAUCGAAUUCUAGUUGUCCGAUGAAGUAGUUCGGAUUUAUAAACUUAAAUUAUUGCGCCUACUUAAAAUUGUUAGGUUAAGCUGUCAGCAAUCAUUUGUUUUCUACAAAAGCAAAUUAAUCUAAACUAAAACAUUAGUUUUAAACAUAUUAUAAGCCUGAUAUCAUGGUUAUUUAUGGUGUUUAUAUUGUAUCAAAGUCCGGGGGCUUAAUAUUCAAUCAUGAUCAUAACACACCGAAAAUAGAAACAGAAAAAACAUUUUCUUACCCUUUGGACAUCAAACUGAAAUGUGAAAACAAGAAAAUCAUUGUAGAAUUCGGCCAACGCGAUGGAAUUCAUGUUGGUCAUGUAUUGUAUGCAAUAAAUGGUAUGCCAGUAACAAACAGGCAGUUGGAUGAUGGCAGAGAUGCUCUAGAAGUAAUAGAAAACAAAGAAAACUACCCGAUUUCAUUAAAAUUCGGCCGGCCCAAGAUGACCACCAAUGAGAAAAUCUUCCUUGCCAGCAUGUUCUAUCCACUGUUUGCAAUUGCAAGUCAGCUGAGUCCAGAACCAAAGUGUUCAGGUAUUGAAGUUCUGGAAGCUGACACAUUUAAACUGCACUGCUUCCAGACCAUAACUGGAGUAAAAAUGAUGGUAGUGGCAGAACCAACUCAAGCACACAUGGAUUUCCUACUCAAGAGAAUCUAUGAAUUGUAUUCUGAUUAUGCACUUAAGAAUCCUUUUUAUUCACUUGAAAUGCCCAUCAGGUGUGAGUUGUUUGACAGCAACUUGAAAUUAUUGCUGGAGCAGAUUGAAAAGAGUGGCAUUGCUAAUGUUUAAGCUAAUUUAUUAAUAUAAUUAUAAUUAAGUAAUAAUAGACAUCAUGGGACAUUCCAAGCAUUAAAAUAGUUAAUCCAUUUCA
This is a messenger RNA of Dalotia coriaria, 1015 nucleotides long. RefSeq names its product trafficking protein particle complex subunit 4-like protein Trs23 (gene Trs23). Gene Ontology annotation, cellular component: TRAPP complex. The coding region runs from base 280 to 933 and encodes 217 amino acids. Gene Ontology annotation, biological process: endoplasmic reticulum to Golgi vesicle-mediated transport. NCBI's taxonomy places the organism in Eukaryota, Metazoa, Arthropoda, Insecta, Coleoptera, Staphylinidae. The transcript is spliced from 2 exons. The record is from RefSeq and is a predicted model, not a curated record.